UUAAGUACGAAUUCUAAAAUAGAUGCAUAAUUAUCCAUCUCUUUCAAUAUUCUUAUGCCCUAUUCAUAUUUGACAGUAAGGCAUAGAACAAGAUUUCGUUCAAAGUAUUGAAAAUAUUACAAAAAACACUGAUUAAACAAAAUAUUAUAUUAAGUAACAAGGUUUCUAGCAGCCUAGUACAAUGUCAAACAAUAGUUGGUCUGCAACAAAUGAUGACCAAACUGAGUUUUCAUACAGAACAAAUGAACGAAAUUACACUGGAAUAUAUUUGAAUCGUGAAUUUUUAGAAGAUAUUUCUAUUAUAGUACCAAAUGAACCGGAAAACAUUGGUGAAACCACAAGCUCUGACAUGGAAGUGGUACAUACAUUAGGUCAAUUACACCAGUCCGAACAUAACUCUGAAAUAUUACCAGGCUCGGUAAUUGAGAUCAACGAAUCAAACGAAACACCUUCACUACAGUUGAAUUCAGAAACGGUUGAAUCAGUUUUCAAACCGCAUUAUAGAAACAAUACAGAACCCAGCCCAUUUCCCAUUGAUGAUAAUGUCGACUAUGAUCCAAACAUAGGUAAUAUAACUGAAUCGUAUAUCCCUACAAGUAUACAACAUUCGAUGCCUGCGAAACAAAGAGAAAAUGGACAAUUUUCUGCAUGCAGGACUGUGAAUAUAAGCCAAUCUUAUUCUUCUGCAUUCAGACCACCGGAUCAAAAUCAGUAUCGUAUUAAUAAUAACACUCUCCGUUUACAGGAAUAUGAUCGAUACUCUAGUCGUGUUCCUCCUAGUUCAUCAAACCGUUGUGAAUCGGUUAUAAAAUAUUGUAAGCCCAUACAAAACAAGUUCGAGGCCUUCAAUACUUCAACACGUGAUCCAAGACUAGUAAAUCGCGAUCAAAAUAAAUAUAUUGAAAACAGGUUAGAUAAAUUUGAAGGAUUGAGACGAAUAAGAUAUACAAAUAAAAAAACAUAUUUAAACGAGGACUUAAGAAUAAUCAAUAUGAAAUUGAAAAACAUGAACUCAAGUUACAGAUUUGGUGUUGUAAAUGAUUUGAGUGAAGACGAUAACUUUAAUGAACACAACAUUAGACGCAGAGGAGAACCAAGUGUUAAAAAUACACAAACCGACAGGGGAGCUGAAACAUACAUUGAUUGUAAUAAAUACUUGAAACUCUUGAAUACUGAACGACACCAAAAAAUAAAUUCUGGAAAGGUGCUUGAUGUAAUAGAUUUAAUGGACGACAAUGGGGGUGUUGCAAGGGAAAUUGAAGCUAGAAGAACUUCUAGUGUGUUACAACAAUAUCGUAUAGAGAAAACGGAACUGAGAAAAUUAAGAGAAGACCACCAAAAAAAGUUAGCAGAAACUGUAGAAAAUAUAAUUGAUAGUUUAAAUGAUGAUACAAGUGAUUUAAGAUGCACAACAGAAACACUUUCAAAGAAAAAUGAUGGAGUGAUUAAAAUACAUAAUUUGAAUGAUCAAACAAAAAAUAACGUUGGAAAAGCAAAUGAAAACACUUUAAUCGUUGAGAAUUACAAUUUUGAUAAUACUAUCAAGAAGGUGGAUAUUUAUGGACUUAUUGAAAAAAAUCAAAAGAAUAAACCGCUGUCAGAACAAUCAAUAGAAACCAUUGAUUUAACUCAUGAUGACACAUCUGAUUCAAUUAUCAAUCAAUAUGUUGACACUGGAAUGUCUCCUACAAAAUUAAAAGACCCAAAAAUAAUGUCUAUGGGCAAUGAACGAAAAUUGGAAAAAAAUAAUAAGUCUUCAGAAAAAUUGAACACCAGUAAAACUGAUAAAAAUGAAUUAAAAAAUGGGCUGGAUGGAAUAGCUCUACUUGGAUAUGAAACUUUUAAUAUUAACAAGAUACGCGUAAAAAAUACAUCUCAAUUAAUUGAAAAUGACCAAAAUGAAAUUAUCAAUUCAAUGGAAACCGCUAUCGGUGAACCCCGUGUCGGAGUACAGUCGAAUCCAAAUACUUCUACUAAAAGUACUAAAUCAGCAACAAACGUAGUUGGAAAAACACACUACACUCAUGAUGAAUUAUCAAUCAGAGUACAAGAUUCAAGAGAAACGACUGAGUCCAACUUAACUGACAGGAGCUCUAGUUACAAAAAUCGCAGAUCGUCAACAGAUUUAGAAAAACGCAUUCACAAUGCUUUUGAACUACUCCGCCAAGGUACUAAUGAACAUUCACUCAAAUCAAAUACCGUCCAAUCAUUACCAAGCCCUGGACAAGAUGAAUCUGGAAUGCAUGUAGAAGGACGACGUAUUAUUGGAGAUCCUGAAAACAUGUUUAACAAGAAAUCUACAAAGUAUUAUGCAACAAGUGACUCGAGAUGCGAAUCAAACGAGGAACAAUUCAAAAUAGAGUCUUUCAAAAAUGUUGAUGACGAAAAGAGUAUGUCAAAUACUGGACAUCAAAAUACUGAUACAAGCGAAACAAGUGGAUCCUCUGAGGAUGACACUCAAUCACAGACAGCUGAUUUCAUGAUUGAUAUCUUGCCACCUGUUGUUCAUCGAUACAACUCUAUAAUGGAUGUAGAAAAAGAAGUACCAUAUAUUAAAUUAUCUGAACAAAUUUUAAACGAAAAUUCUAAAUCAUGUGAUGAGAAUGAAUUCAAUUACGAUUUGAGUCAAAUGGAACAAUCUGAAGAUUCAGAUGACGAACCCGUUUUAACUAUUGAUAUGCAAGCUACUGACUCUGAUGAACCAGGAUUAAAUGAACCGUUAGAGGAUGCCACCCAAUCAUCAAGAGAUUCCUUCAUUGGCGACGGGAAUGCAGAUGAUCAUAAAGACGAUACAGACAUAGAAGAAUCCGCACGUACUACAUUUGUUGACCACGUUUCGGACGAACAUUUUGAAAAACGUAAAUUAAAGAAAGGUCUAAACAACGAACAAAAAGUGCGUUCUGUAGAAAAUCAAGACACUAAAUUGGGUGAAUUUAUCGAUGAUGAAGCAGAAUUGCCGAAUGUUCAGCGUUUGGCCGGUGACGACGUAUUGUCCGCUGACGAACCGCCCGCUGAACAACCACCCGCUGAUGGACACAUUGUCGGUGAGUUGAAUAUUGAAACAUGAAUUGAAACAAAAUAGACAAAUUAAUAUUGUUAUCAAUCUUAAGUGA
Messenger RNA from Myzus persicae (green peach aphid), 3113 nucleotides. RefSeq lists its product as uncharacterized. Bases 182 to 3067 code for a protein of 961 amino acids. The record is from RefSeq and is a predicted model, not a curated record. The transcript has 7 exons. Lineage: Eukaryota; Metazoa; Arthropoda; Insecta; Hemiptera; Aphididae.